ACGGCGACAUAGGAUAGACCACCAAACCUUUGUUCCUUCCGACAUAGCAGUAUAUCAUUUGUUUCUUCUUCCUGCUCUCUUCCUUCUUCGUAGUCGUCGUCGUCGUCUUGACAAGCUUGAUCGAUCGAUUGAUGGCGCGGAAAGGGGAGGGCGCGGGUCCUAAUCCUCCGGCGACGACCAUGAUCUACGCGAUGGUGGCGCGGGGGACGCUGGUGGUGGCGGAGCACACGGCGUACACGGGCAACUUCCGGGACAUCGCGGCGCAGUGCCUGCACAAGCUCCCCGCCGGCGACAGCCGCUUCACCUACACCUGCGACGGCCACACCUUCACCUUCCUCCUCCACCAGGGAUACGCCUACUGCGUGGUGGCGACCGAGUCGGCGGGGCGCGAGGUGCCCCUCGCCUUCCUGGAGAGGAUCAAGGAGGAGUUCAACAAGCGGUACGCCGGAGGCAAGGCCGCCACCGCCACCGCCAACAGCCUCAGCAAAGAUUUCGGGCCGAGGCUGAAGGAGCAGAUGCAGUACUGCAUGGAUCACCCGGAGGAGGUGAGCAGGCUGUCCAAGGUGCAGGCCCAGGUCUCCGAGGUCAAGGGCAUCAUGAUGGAAAACAUCGACAAGGUGAUCGAUCGCGGGGAGCAGAUCGACGGCCUGGUGACGAGGACUGAGCAGCUCCACGACCAUGCCAUGGAUUUCAGGACCGAGGGCACGCGGCUCCGCCGAAGGAUGUGGUACCAGAACAUGAAGAUCAAGCUCAUCGUCGCCGGCAUCGUCGUCGCCAUCAUCCUCAUCAUCGUCCUCUCCAUCUGCCAUAGAGACCACUGCAAGUAGCCAUAGCAUAUCAUCCUAGCUUCGUCCACAGCUUGAACAGAAAAUUUAAGUCUCAAUCGUUGAUUCUAUAAUAUAUUACUACUAUAUUACUGGUUCU
Aegilops tauschii subsp. strangulata is the source of this 924-nucleotide messenger RNA. Its product is annotated as vesicle-associated membrane protein 721. Lineage: Eukaryota; Viridiplantae; Streptophyta; Magnoliopsida; Poales; Poaceae. The record is from RefSeq and is a predicted model, not a curated record. Gene Ontology annotation, biological process: vesicle-mediated transport. Gene Ontology annotation, cellular component: membrane.